CUGGUGCAUGGACCAUGGCCUCUCCGGGGCCACCGCAACCCCUCGCCGAGGGUCCACCCUGGCCUUUGAGUGUCCUGCGCAUGCCGCUGGGGCUGCUGCGUCUCGACCCUACAGGCGGCGCGCUGCUGCUGCUGGGCCUGGCCGCGCUACUGGGCUGGAGCUGGCUUCGGCGACAUCGGGCGCGCGGCAUACCCCCGGGGCCCACGCCCUGGCCCCUGAUAGGCAACUUCGGCUACGUCCUGCUGCCGCCCUUCCUCCGGCGGCAGAGCUGGGUGUACCGCCUGGCGAAGGGUGCAGGGAUGGAACCAGCGGCUCUGAGCCCUCAGGUGUUCUUGGCCUACAUGGCUCGCGUGUACGGCAACAUCUUCAGCUUCUUCAUCGGUCACUACCAGGUGGUGGUUCUCAGCGACUUCCACAGCGUGCGCGAGGCGUUGGUGCAGCAGGCCGAGGUCUUCAGCGACCGCCCUCGAGUGCCACUCAUCUCCAUCAUAACCAAGGAGAAGGGUGUUGUAUUUGCACCUUAUGGUUCAGUCUGGAGACAACAGAGGAAGUUCUCUCACUCAACUCUUCGCCAUUUUGGCUUGGGAAAGCUUAGCUUGGAGCCCAAGAUUAUUGAGGAGUUUAAAUAUGUGAAAGAGGAGAUGCAGAAGCAUGGAGAGGACCCGUUCAGUCCUUUCCCCGUUGUCAAUAAUGCCAUCUCUAACAUCAUUUGCUCCUUGUGUUUUGGCCAGCGUUUUGACUACACCAAUAGUGAAUUUAAGAAGAUGCUUCAUUUUAUGUCACGAGGGUUAGAAAUCUCUCUGAGCAGCCAGGUCCUCCUAGUCAACAUAUGUUCCUGGCUUUAUUACCUUCCCUUUGGACCAUAUAAGGAACUCAGACAAAUCGAAAAGGAUAUCACCGGUUUCCUUAAAAAAAUCAUCAAAGAUCAUCGAGAAUCUCUGGAUGUAAAGAAUCCUCAAGACUUCAUCGACAUGUACCUUCUCCACAUGGAAGAGGAAAAAAAAACUAAUAGCAACAGUAGUUUUAAUGAAGAUUACUUGUUUUAUAUGAUUGGGGAUCUCUUCAUCGCUGGGACCGAUACCACCACUAACUCAUUGCUUUGGUGCCUUCUGUAUAUGUCACUAAAUCCUGAUGUACAAGAAAAGGUUCAUGAAGAAAUCAAAAGGGUCAUUGGUCCCGACCGAGCCCCUUCCCUCACUGACAAGGCCCAGAUGCCCUACACAGAGGCCACCAUCAUGGAGGUGCAGAGGCUGACUGUGGUGGUACCACUCUCCAUCCCUCAUAUGACUUCGGAGAACACAGUGCUUCAAGGGUAUACCAUCCCUAAAGGCACAGUGGUUGUGCCCAACUUGUGGUCAGUACACAGAGACCCAGCCUUGUGGGAGAAACCAGAUGACUUCUACCCUAAUCGAUUUCUGGAUGAUCAAGGACAACUUAUUAAAAGAGAAACCUUUAUCCCUUUUGGGAUAGGGAAGCGGGUGUGCAUGGGAGAGCAAUUGGCAAAGAUGGAAUUAUUCCUGAUGUUUGUGAGCUUAAUGCAGAGUUUCACAUUCCGUUUACCUAAGGACUCUAAGAAGCCCAUCCUGACCGGAAGAUUUGGUCUAACUUUAGCCCCACAUCCAUUUAAUGUCAUUGUGUCAAAAAGAUAA
Molecule: messenger RNA, 1649 nt
Organism: Chrysochloris asiatica (Cape golden mole)
Lineage: Eukaryota; Metazoa; Chordata; Mammalia; Afrosoricida; Chrysochloridae
Product: cytochrome P450 2U1-like
Exons: 5
Coding region: 15-1649 (544 amino acids)
Biological process (GO): xenobiotic metabolic process
Cellular component (GO): intracellular membrane-bounded organelle; cytoplasm
Molecular function (GO): oxidoreductase activity, acting on paired donors, with incorporation or reduction of molecular oxygen, reduced flavin or flavoprotein as one donor, and incorporation of one atom of oxygen; heme binding; iron ion binding
Source: RefSeq, a predicted model, not a curated record